UAUGAAAUUAACUUAUUAGGACACGAGGUUUCAAUCAAAAUCGUUGCCUUGUGAGCCUGCCCACAUGACAUUAGCUGAAAAAGUAGUUUUUGUUUGGUCCAUUCACUAGAUUUUUUAUGCUCGUUCUCCCUCUGACCUCCCCCACACCAUUUUAUCACCCCAAAAAAAAAAAAAAAAACCCCUAUUAUUACUAUAAUAAAUAAAAUAAAAAGGGGAAAAAAAGAGAAAAAUUUGGGACACACCUGCUACCGCUAGUCUCUCUCUAGUCCGCUGCUGUCUGUCCGUAGAGAGUCCAAGUCCAAGGCCGAAGGAGCUAAACCCCAUUUCAAUUUUCGAUCCACUUUGGGCUCAGCGCCCACCAAAUGCUCUCUGCAAUUCCUAUUUCCAAGGUCUCUCCAGCUUUCUCGCGUGUUUUUCUCUGAAACCCAGGUAUUGUUAUUGGAGGGUAGUUUUGUGGUAGGAUUUUAAAUUUUAAGCCAUUUGGGUCUGUAAAUUUCACGGCGUUUAUCAGCUUACCUUUCUCUGAGAUCUGAGUUUUACUGUUAUAAGAUGGCUACCUAUACGUCGGCCUAUUUUACCCUUUCUGAUACUCGAAACCCGGCAGGGGUGCUCACUGUACUUAGAGGUAGAGCACCAGCUGAGAACCAUUUUGGAAGAAGUGUUUGUAUGAAAGGAUUGGAGGACAAGUAUGGACUUUUUGGUGGAAGCCAAAAGUCACAUUUGCAUCAACUUAAGUGUUCUUCCAACUCUCACAGUGUUAGUCCAUACCAACGCAAAGACCCUUUUCUGAAUCUACACCCGGAGAUUUCGAUGCUUAGGGAAGGGAACAACAGUGUCAACAACCCGAGGAAAGAGAGUUUGGGUGGAGGUGUUACUGAGAGCUUAGGAGAUGAAUCCGGUUCGAACAAAUACAACGAAGCAAAAAUCAAGGUUAUUGGUGUUGGUGGUGGUGGGUCGAAUGCAGUUAAUCGCAUGAUAGAGAGUUCAAUGAAGGGUGUUGAGUUCUGGAUCGUUAACACAGAUGUUCAAGCCAUGAGAAUGUCGCCUGUGUUUCCAGAAAACCGUUUGCAAAUCGGUCAAGAGCUUACCAGAGGGCUUGGUGCUGGUGGGAACCCAGAGAUAGGCAUGAAUGCCGCAAAAGAAAGCAGAGCAUUAAUAGAGGAAGCACUUCAUGGAUCCGACAUGGUCUUUGUUACGGCUGGAAUGGGUGGAGGCACCGGCACUGGUGGGGCACCUAUAAUUGCUGGGAUUGCAAAGUCAAUAGGAAUCUUGACUGUUGGUAUUGUCACAACCCCUUUCUCUUUUGAGGGACGAAAGAGGGCAGUUCAAGCACAAGAAGGAAUAGCUGCUUUAAGAGAGAAUGUUGAUACACUGAUAGUCAUUCCAAACGACAAGUUAUUGACUGCAGUUUCCCAGUCCACCCCAGUAACAGAAGCGUUUAACCUUGCUGAUGAUAUUCUUCGACAAGGUGUUCGUGGUAUCUCUGAUAUAAUCACGGUACCAGGGCUUGUAAAUGUGGAUUUUGCUGAUGUAAGGGCUAUAAUGGCAAAUGCUGGUUCUUCGUUGAUGGGAAUAGGAACUGCAACUGGGAAGACCAGGGCAAGAGACGCCGCUUUAAAUGCCAUCCAAUCACCUUUACUAGAUAUUGGUAUUGAGAGGGCAACUGGAAUUGUGUGGAACAUAACUGGCGGAACUGAUCUGACCUUAUUCGAGGUAAAUGCUGCAGCAGAGGUUAUAUAUGACCUUGUGGAUCCAACUGCAAAUUUAAUAUUUGGAGCAGUGAUAGAUCCAUCACUCAGUGGUCAAGUCAGCAUAACUUUGAUCGCAACCGGAUUUAAACGCCAAGAAGAAAGUGAAGGAAGGCCAAUCCAGGCACAGGGCGACAUUGGCCUCGGAAUCAAUCGGCGGCCAUCCUCUUUUACCGACGGUAGCUCAGUGGAAAUUCCCGAUUUCUUAAAGAAGAAAGGACGUUCACGUUAUCCAAGAGCCUGAUAUGCUUUAUCCCAAUUCCCAAGAAUGUCGUUCCUUCUCUAUUCAGCAUCCCUUCUUAGGGUUCCAAAUACGCCUUGUAGGUAGUAGACACCUGUGCCCUCUUUGUUUAGUGGUUUGCCAUGAGAUAUAGCAGGUAUACUGGUACUGAGUAGUGGAUAAUAACUUGUUCUAGGUUUGUUUGUGUGCCAAAGAAUUCAGCCUGUUUUUUCUUAAUCCAUCAGAUUUGAAUGGAUUGCCUUGUAUAGAAUUUGCCUUCUAAAGAGUCAUGUAGAGCCAUUUAUGGUUCAAGAUUUUUCGUUUAUUUACCAAGCGUUUGUGACCAUUUCUGAAA
Molecule: messenger RNA, 2323 nt
Organism: Morus notabilis
Lineage: Eukaryota; Viridiplantae; Streptophyta; Magnoliopsida; Rosales; Moraceae
Product: cell division protein FtsZ homolog 2-2, chloroplastic
Exons: 8
Coding region: 550-1992 (480 amino acids)
Biological process (GO): chloroplast fission
Cellular component (GO): chloroplast; cytoplasm
Molecular function (GO): GTPase activity; GTP binding
Source: RefSeq, a predicted model, not a curated record